Messenger RNA from Rhipicephalus microplus (southern cattle tick), 1379 nucleotides. Its product is annotated as GID complex subunit 8 homolog protein Houki. NCBI's taxonomy places the organism in Eukaryota, Metazoa, Arthropoda, Arachnida, Ixodida, Ixodidae. The record is from RefSeq and is a predicted model, not a curated record. Gene Ontology annotation, molecular function: protein binding.
GCAUUUGUGUUUGCUUUCCGAGCUUUGCUUGUGCUUGUACGUAGUGGGCCAGGCUCUGUGCUGCUGAUCGUCGCACGGAAUCACCCUGUGCGCUCCACUUCUAGCUUGUGUGACACUUCGACGCCUUCUAAGCAAAUUAUGAUUCUUGUGCGUGUGGUUAGAGUUGUGCGAGUUCCCGAUAUCGUGGCGACUGAGCGUUCCCGACGCUCACAACUUGCUCGUAGUGUCCGAGAGCGCUUGCUCGAGUAUUGCGUGGUUUGACAACGCAGCUGGGUCAGCUGAGCUGCAGCCAUGAGCCAAAGCUCGGCAUCUCUGAGCAAAUCGAGAUCCAGUGACAAGGCAACAGCAAGCGUGGAAGAGCCUAAUCGCGUGGAGUGGCUGGAGAGGCUGGACCGUGUUCACCUUCACCGCACCGACUUAAACCGGCUUGUCAUGGAUUAUCUGGUCACCGAGGGCUUCAAGGAGGCUGCUGACAAGUUCAGGCUCGAAGCUGGUGUUGUACCGCCCGUGCCACUCGACACAUUGGACGAACGCAUCCGGAUACGCGAUUGUCUCCAAGAGGGUCGUGUGCUGGAAGCAGUGGCCCUUCUCAAUGGUCUUCGUCCCGAGCUGCUGGACAAUGACCAAUGCCUGCUGUUCCACCUUCGACAGCAGCACUUGAUUGAACUCAUACGCGAAGGGCGCACAGAGGAGGCGCUCGCCUAUGCCCAAGACCACCUCAGUGAGUGCGGAGAAGAGAAUCCUCAGGUGAUAUCAGAACUGGAACGAACGCUAGCCCUACUGGCAUUUGAGGAACCGCAAUCGAGCCCGUUCGGCGACCUACUCCACCCGUCACAGCGCCAGAAGGUGGCCAGCGAGGUGAAUGCCGCCCUGCUGGAGGACCAGAGCACCACACGGCCGCAGCUGUCCGUGAUGCUGCGCCUGCUGCUCUGGGCACAGGAGCAGCUGGAGCAGCUACCACCGGGGGCACCGCGAUUGCGCUUCCCGAGAGUCACGCAACUGGCUGACCCGUUCCCCCAACAGUAGCAGUACCGACAAGGACACGUUGCUCGAAACUCACCGUUCCUUGCACCAUUCGCCGCAACAAAGGAACACGCAUGCGAGGACACGAAGCUGCCCUUGAAUCGCCAUUAUUCUGAACCGGUGCUGAAGAAGCACGUUACCGCUGCCGCAAGACGACCGGCACGAUUGCGUAACGCACUUCAGCUGCACAAAGUUCUGGCUACGCCUGAAGCAGUGGUCCUCGUUUGAGAGGCUUAUCUGCUAUUCCCGGUGGAUCGGAGAAUUUGGUAGGCUUCACUCUGUUUCUUUUGGACAUAAUAAAUGAUUCCACUCUGUUUCUUUUGGACAUAAUAAAUGAUUCCACUCUUGCUCUAGAA